GGUCACAAUCUUUAUAUAUAAUUAUAUGAUGCCCUCUCCUAUUUUUGGUGUUCCAAACAAUCAUCAUUUCCAUUCACUUGAUUAUACCAGCACACAUCGGGAAAGUUGAUCUUUCUUACAAAGCCUUACACUCAUUUACAAUUCCUUAAAAAACAAAAUUUACAUCGUCAAAAUGCAAGGCUCAAUCCACAGCGUUUCCUUUCUCCUCCUUUUAUUGGGUACCUUUAUUCUCGCAAGUCCCAUGCCAACCCAAAAACCAACAGUACCAUCAACAUCAAAAUCAACAACACCAAUCAAUAAGAUGUAUAGUCUUUCAUCUCAUCAAAUGAUGAAUACAACCAACGACGAUACCAACCCUAAAUCUUCUACAAGUUCUGCUGCUGCCAAAUCAACUGGAACAUCCACUGCAUGCUCACCAGAAGUCCAAGCUCUUGCAUCGGGAAUCAAUUCGAAUAUUGCAGACCAACGUAAUGAACAAAAAGCUGUGACAGCUGUAGGAAAGGCCCUUCAACAAUCACCUUUUAAUGCCUCCAUGUUUGAUGCCGCGCAAUCCUCACUCAUGACUUUUGUUCAAAAAGGAAUUCAGAUUCGACAAAAUAAUCAAAAGAUAGCUCCAGCAGGAAAUGCGGCUAUACCUGGUUUAGCAACUGUCGCAAUGGCACAACAGGAAGAGUUGAAUUUAACCAUGAGUUUGACUGCAAGUAAUGUGGCUAGUAGUAAUGCAACAGUUGCAAAAUUGAAGACAGAUUUUGCCGGUGGAAUUGUACAAAAUAUGAAGAAUUUGGCGGCGGCAACUAAAGGUUGUAAAAUGCCCAGCACUACCACAUAAUUUAUGGAUCUGGCGGUUUUAGUCAACAGAGAUGAAUCAUUCAUGAGAGACGCUGGUCACUCUGUAAUGUAGCAAAUAUGGUAUAGAUGUUUCGCUUCAUAAAAAGAAUUUCAUAGUACGAUUAAUGAUCAUUCAUGCCGCCGAGUCAAUUGUUCUCGUGAAUGUUUCUCA
Messenger RNA from Botrytis cinerea B05.10, 1000 nucleotides. RefSeq lists its product as hypothetical. The transcript has a single exon. The record is from RefSeq and is a predicted model, not a curated record. Lineage: Eukaryota; Fungi; Ascomycota; Leotiomycetes; Helotiales; Sclerotiniaceae. The coding region runs from base 173 to 829 and encodes 218 amino acids.